AUAAAAACACUGUCAAUUAGCACCAGAAUUUCAAUGACACUAAUCGACUGUCAUGCUUCAAGUGAGUUAAUUUUCAGAAGGUCGAUUGCACAAAGGUUUUAAAGUUUAUACUUUAUGUUGCAUUUGCAUCAAAGUUGUUCAAAGCUAUGGAAUCACCAAUGUUUCCUUCUGACAAUCACAAUCAGUACUGCACAACGCAAAAAUCUCACGCUCUUGUCACUUCCUCCUUGACGCAUAGUCACCGGUGCAAAAUGUAAGUCGCGUACGUAAUUAUCCUGUUUUUGUGAAGACUACUGACAAGAGAUACAAAUUAACAGUGUUGCCCACACUGAUACCCAGAGAGCUGAUACCAUGCAUCCCCCCUCCCUUUCCACAGAGAAAAAUAAAUGCUUUUCGUUCCUCUCCCCUCCGUGAAGCUUGCCGUCGCAAGGGCGAUGAUCGUUUGUUAUGAUAGAAAUUCGCAGCUCCCGUUGCCAAUUGUGACAUAUUGAAGUCCCUGGAUUAUCAUUGCAAGUGCAUUGCAAAAGCCUGGUGCGUCAGUAUUUCCCAGCAGGCGAUUGACCAGUUUGACGUAAAGCCUUUAUUCAAAUCGUGGAAUGUUAAUGCACUAAUGCCGCCUUAAGUAAUUUUCUGGAAGAAAAUAUGCUUCUAAAGUGUAGUUAGUGUUCAUUGAGCACGUAGUCGUUAUUUUAUUGCUAAUUAUCUUGAACAUUGAAGAUAUUUGGAAUAUAUGGGUGAAAUUUACCUGUUAUAUACAAAUGAAUUGAUGCACCCAGUCUGGGAAUGAAAUAUUUUAGAUCAUAAUUGGGUUAUCUAAGAUUGUGUUUUUGUGUCGUUUGGUACUUAUGAACCUGUGAUAAAUGGCCUACUGUUGACAUGACAAGAGGCAUUGGAAAAGAUACUUUAUGGCUCACUGUACUUUUGUGGAUGUUUGUGGAGUCUCUCAGUGAUAAUGUAUGGGGAUAUCCUGGACAAGGUUAUUAUAUUGAAGUAGAGAUUGGCUCUCCACCUCAAAAACUGAAUGUUUUAUUGGAUACUGGUAGUGCCAAUCUUGCUGUUGCUGCUGCCCCUCUCUCAAAUGACUUAGAGGACCUUGCCACAAGGAUAUCAAAGACCUAUGAAGCCACAGGACAGUCUGUGUCAGUUACUUACACCCAGGGAACAUGGCAUGGUAUGCUUGGCAGUGACCUAGUGCAAGUGCCUAGUGUUCAUGCCUCUCGAGGAAUCAUGGGGCUGGGCUAUGGGGUUCUUGCCCAGCCGCGUGGCACCACCACGUCUUGGCUGACUGCCAUUUCCCCCAGUGCCUUCGCACUUCAGUUGGGUUGCUCUUCUGAAGAAAACUCAAUGGAGGUGCACGGCGUUCUGGAAAUAUUACAUCCUCCAUUUCCCAAGCCACCAUUUUGUGCCACUAUUAUUCGAGAAUGGUUCUAUGAAGUCAUCGUCACUGGAGUCUGGGUUGAUGAUGUAGCUGUUAAUAUACCUUGUGAGGAAUUUAACAAUGAUAAAAGUAUUGUAGACAGUGGUACAACAAAUCUUAGAUUUCCCAGAAAGGUUUUUCAAGAAGUAGUAAAGAUGAUUAAUAAUUCUGUGAGAUCACAUGGGAUAAAUAUAUCAGAUGCUUUUUGGAAUCAGGAAAGUGUUGCCUGUCUUGACACAAAGCCAGAGACAAUCUUUCAGCUAGCUUCUUGGUUAGCACGUGAUGGAUGGAGAGUAUUUCAAUUAUGUUUUCUAGAAGGACUUAAAGUAAUAUUUGAUCAAACAGUAGAAGUAUUUCCACAUGUAUCUCUUAAUAGUGUGUUUCAUGUGAUGUCAGAUCCCAUGAACUGUGUUCAUAGAGAUGAUGUAGCUAGUGCUCUGACUGCAAUUUCUGUCACAAUGGAGUGUAAACAGCAUACUUUCCUAAGUGUGGCAGCUAUUAUUGUGGCAUACUUGGCAUGUUCUCGUUUUCUUCAUCCUUAUCUCUGCCCAGUCAAGUCACAGUGGCCACGUCGUUCUAGAAGCAGAAGAGAGUUGUUGCCAGGAUCAAGUGAUCUUGAUUUAACAACUGCAACAUAAAUUAUAUUAUUAAUCAAAUCCCACGAUUAAGAACAUUCAUUGGCUGUGAUAUGAACAAGUUUCUGAUUACUUCAAUUCUGCUUAGUACAUUGUAGUUAAGUGUUUUAUUUCAUAAUUAUUUUAUUUCUGACCAUUUUGUAUUGUAGUUUAUGUUUUUUCCAUGCUGUACAGUUCUCAUUAAUGUCCUCAUAACAAUUUCGUUUUCAGUAUUCCAUGUUGAUGAUUGAAACAUUUAUAGAUGGAAUAUAUGUGACUAAAAAAAAUCAUAGACUUCUUCAGAUCCUUUGAUAGUAAAAUGAAAUACAACCAAUAGUCAGGGAAUUAACAAUUUAUUCCAAUAGACACAAUUUGUUUGAAAUUCUUAUAAAAAUAAUCCAUUCUUAAAAUCUCCAUUGUUAGACAGUGUUGUUUUCAAGUUUGGUUUUUGCAGUGGAGUUUUGUAGUUGGACAUGUAAUGUAAAAUAAAACAUUUUGUGAAUACUUCUUAAUGCUCAGUAUAUGAUAUGCAUUGUUCUUGCAUUUCUACAGCUUUUCAUUGUUGUGUAAAUAAAUUAAUGUUUUUUUAAAACUGGAAGAAUUAUCUCUGAAAUAUUAAUUAAUAAAAAAUAUAUUUUCUUUAAUCUUUCUAUUUUAUUUUAGUAUUCACUCCU
This is a messenger RNA of Gryllus bimaculatus (two-spotted cricket), 2705 nucleotides long. Lineage: Eukaryota; Metazoa; Arthropoda; Insecta; Orthoptera; Gryllidae. The record is from the annotation of a GenBank genome assembly.